Molecule: messenger RNA, 456 nt
Organism: Drosophila willistoni
Lineage: Eukaryota; Metazoa; Arthropoda; Insecta; Diptera; Drosophilidae
Exons: 4
Coding region: 94-426 (110 amino acids)
Source: RefSeq, a predicted model, not a curated record
UCGUACUGAAGAUUUGGGUUUGCUGACAGUGUUAUCUUUUGCUAGUUACCGAAAAGUUGAUCCCAGUGGAAUAAGUUGUACGGCUGUGUAUAGAUGAAGUCCAUUUGGUUGAUAUUUUGCCUGGUGGUUUGUUGCCAUGAGUCGCAAGUCUUUGGUGCAACAGCUUUUGGAAAUUUCUCACGUCCCGAUCAUCCUGGUAAAUGUGUGAUUGAUAACAGCACAAUUUUGGAUAACGGUCAAAAUAUCACAGAUAAGUACUGUCGACACUUCCUCUGUGGUUUUGAUGGCUGGGUGCAAGAACACUCUUGUAUAUCAAAACUUGUGGAGGAACCUUGCAAGAUUGGUAAAGUGAAAUAUCCUGGAUCAGAGUACCCGAAAUGUUGCAUUAAUGUGUUACACUGUCCAGAUGGUGAUCAAGAGUUUUAAUAUUGAAAAAUAUACUACAGCUGCAAAAUA